AAAAAAAAAAAAAACGAAUUGCUUCUGCUUUUGAAAGUAAACAUUAAUUAAAAUAUCAAAAUAAGUGAUUUGACAUAUAAGGACAGGAGUGAAGUAAAAUUGUAAGAGAGAAGGCGAUAUGGACGGCAGGUGAGACCCAAGACUAAAGGCAAUCAUGCUGAACAAUUUCCAACCAGAAAAGGAUUGCAUGACUAAUUUUGAUAUCCCACUUUCGUCUCUUCGUCUCUUUGAUUACUUUUUCCAACCAGAAAAGGCUCUGUCUUUCUGAGCUUCCAGUUUGUUCAGGUGAAUUAGAUUUGUUGUACAACAAUAAUUGUAUGCCUCUUCAAGGUGGUGAACCCACAAUGGAUACAAGUGAUUGGAGGGCUCAGUCGCUGCCAAAUUCACGUCAAACGAAGUGUCAACAAGAUGUAGUUUAAGUUGAUAAAUUUAUACAACUUAUAAUAUAAUAUAAUUUUUUGACAGACAAUAAUAAUCGGAGGCCUAUUCAAAGCGGAGAACCAACAAUGAACACAAGUGAUUGGAGGACUCAGUUGCAGCCAGAUACACGGCAACGAAUUAUCGACAAGAUAAUAGAUACGUUGAAGAAACAUCUUCGCUACUCUGGUCAAGAAGGAUUGCAUGAACUGGAGAAAAUCGCUGUCAGGUUUGAGGAAAAGAUAUAUAAUGCUGCCAUAAGCCAGCAGCAGCAGCAACAACGAGAACAACAGGUUAUGGCUCAGCAAAGCAACCUAUCAAAUAUGCAUCAGCAACAGUUGGGCCCUCAAAGUAGUGUUACUGGAUUGCAGCAACCGCAGCAGCUGCUUGGGUCAACGGCCCAGACAGGACAUGCAGAUGGGGGUGAUUGGAAAGAGGAAGCCUAUCAAAAGAUCAAGAGCUUGAACGACUUGUAUUUUGCUGAUAUGAAUGAAAUGUCCCGGAAAAUUGCUGUUAAAUUGCAGCAGCAUGAUUCUCUUCAACAACCCAAAACAGAGCAGCUUGAGAAGCUAAGAUUAUUUAAGGCUAUGUUGGACAAAAGUCUGGCAUUUUUACAGCUAAACAAAAAUAGCAUUUUAAUAGGUCACAAGGAUAAAUUGCCUUUGUAUGAGAAGCAGAUAGUAAGUUUUGUCAGUUCAAAUAGGCCCAGGAGACCUGCUUCUUCAUUGCAGCAAGGACAGCUUGUUUUGACAGACCACAAUAAUUGGAGGCCUAUUCAAAGCGGAGAACCAACAAUGGACACAAGUGAUUGGAGGUCUCAGUUGCAGCCAGAUUCACGUCAAAAAAUUAUCAACAAGAUAAUGGAUACGUUGAAGAAAAAUCUUCCCUACUCUGGUCAAGAAGGAUUGCAUGAACUGGAGAAAGUCGCUGUCAGGUUUGAGGAAAAGAUAUAUAAUGCUGCCAUAAGCCAGUCAGAUUAUUUACGGAAAAUUUCAUUGAAGAUGCUUUCAGUGGAGACUACAUGUUCAAACACAAUGGCCGAUUCUUUGCCUUCCAACACUGUUGGCACCAGCAGCAAGACCCCAGAUCCAGGCAAUGUUUUCAAACGCUCUCUUAGGGUGCGGCGCAAGAAACAUGCACUGAAGCGAGUUAAAAAAAGCAGGGAUCCAAAAGGGUCCAUGCUCUAGAGGAUGGGGCAUGUCAUGUAUGAUGCAGGGAUCCAAAAGGGUCCAUGCUCUGGAGGAUGGGGCAUGUCAUGUAUGAUGUAUAUGUCUUUUCGAGCGUUGUUCCUCAAGCGUACACUCAGUGAGAUAGAGAAAUAAUAAUAUUAAUAAUAAUAAAAAGAUUUUAAAGGUAUUUUAUUUA
Ziziphus jujuba (common jujube) is the source of this 1782-nucleotide messenger RNA. RefSeq names its product mediator of RNA polymerase II transcription subunit 15a-like. Gene Ontology annotation, biological process: regulation of DNA-templated transcription. The transcript is spliced from 12 exons. Lineage: Eukaryota; Viridiplantae; Streptophyta; Magnoliopsida; Rosales; Rhamnaceae. Bases 507 to 1604 code for a protein of 365 amino acids. Gene Ontology annotation, molecular function: chromatin DNA binding; transcription coactivator activity. The record is from RefSeq and is a predicted model, not a curated record.